AAUGGUACAAUCGAAACGAACGCCGUCACAGGGGGAGGUUGGUUGUGGUUUUGGUGGCUCUUCUCACUGUCUCUCUUGUCUGAACCGUCACAGAACAUGUCUUUGCCGUAAGCGUUGGGAACCUGAGAUCUGAAUUUCUCAUACGGUUAACUUUAUUUUCGCUUAAAAUAAAAAAUAGAAGGUCAGGGUUUUCAUGGCUUCGGAGACAAAGAUCGUGAAUCUGGCCGAGGAAGCCAAGCUAGCCAGGGAAGGUGUUAAGACUCCCUCCUAUGCUUUUACCACCAUCUGCAAGUCCCUCGUCGCCGGAGGAGUCGCCGGAGGAGUAUCACGAACAGCAGUUGCUCCACUGGAAAGGUUGAAGAUUUUGCUACAGGUUCAGAAUCCACACAAUAUAAAAUACAAUGGAACGAUUCAAGGUCUGAAAUAUAUAUGGAGAACUGAAGGUUUUCGUGGGCUGUUCAAAGGGAAUGGGACUAAUUGCGCUCGAAUUGUCCCGAAUUCUGCCGUGAAGUUCUUCAGUUAUGAACAAGCUUCCAAGGCUAUACUACAACUGUAUCAGAAGCAAACUGGAAACGAGGAUGCUCAGCUGACUCCUGUUUUACGUCUUGGGGCUGGAGCUUGUGCGGGAAUAAUUGCCAUGUCUGCAACUUACCCGAUGGACAUGGUUCGAGGCAGAAUAACUGUACAGACAGAGAAGUCCCCUUACCAAUACAGAGGAAUGUUUCAUGCUCUGUCAACUGUGCUCAGGGAAGAAGGUCCACGUGCUUUGUAUAAGGGAUGGCUUCCUUCAGUCAUUGGAGUUAUUCCUUAUGUGGGUCUCAACUUUGCUGUUUAUGAGUCUUUGAAAGAUUGGUUAGUUAAAUCCAAUCCAUUUGGUAUAGUUCAAGAUUCCGAGCUGAGUGUGACAACUCGCCUGGCUUGUGGUGCUGCAGCUGGAACUAUGGGACAAACCGUUGCUUACCCUCUUGAUGUCAUUCGACGAAGAAUGCAGAUGGUGGGUUGGAACCACGCUGCUUCUGUCAUAGCUGGUGAUGGACGAGGAAAGGUUCCGCUUGAAUACAGUGGCAUGAUUGAUGCUUUUAGGAAAACUGUUCGGUAUGAAGGAUUUGGUGCAUUAUACAAGGGUCUGGUGCCGAAUUCUGUAAAGGUGGUCCCAUCCAUAGCAAUCGCGUUUGUAACAUAUGAGGUGGUGAAGGACAUUUUAGGUGUGGAGAUCAGAAUAUCAGACUGAAGAUUGUCAGACAUCUGAUAUUUGACUGUUUGUUGUUUUCUUGUAGACAAGGGGAUGCUCAGAGAUGAUAACUUAGGGUUAGUUUCUUGGUUUACAUCUCUUCAUUGAGAUAGGAAGCACUUUAGUUAGUGUGCAUAAAUUAUUUCCCUUGUAUCAUAUUUGUUUUUCUCUAUGAACAUGAUGUAGCUCUUAGCUUGAUAUUCAUCUUCUAUUGCAAUAAAUGUUGUAGGAAAAACAAUGCACAGGCUUAUCUGCA
Vigna umbellata (rice bean) is the source of this 1487-nucleotide messenger RNA. Its product is annotated as mitochondrial adenine nucleotide transporter ADNT1. Gene Ontology annotation, biological process: transmembrane transport. NCBI's taxonomy places the organism in Eukaryota, Viridiplantae, Streptophyta, Magnoliopsida, Fabales, Fabaceae. The record is from RefSeq and is a predicted model, not a curated record.